AGCCAUUACACCGCGAUGGUGACUGCGGGAGGCUUCACGUUAGAUUUCAUAGGCGACGAAACCUGGAUUUACGGAGCUCACCUUUGCGCUCAGGUGUCAAAGUAAAGGUGUUUAUACCUUUCGGCCCCCGCGUGCGUCCUCUCCGGCUCUCUUCAGUUACUGUCCUUUACUUUUGUGUAGUAUUAGAUUAGUUUUUUUUGUGGUUUUUUUUUUGGACUGUGUUUGUGUUCAGAUGACGGCGCAGGUAGACUACCUGGUGGUGGCUUUCACCGCCACAUCUGGCGCGAGCGGAGAGCUGCUGGGAUCGGACGAGAAGGAGCUCGUGCAGUUGGUUUGGCAGCUGGUGGAUGUAAAGAAUAAAAAGUUGGGCAAGGUGAAUGAGCUCGUCAUUAAGCCUGACCUCCCAGACUUGACAGACGAAAAAGAGGAGAAGGAUGUGGUGGAGGAGAGCGUGGAAGAGGAGAAUGGAUCUGAAGCAGAUUGUGUCUCCACAGCCACAAGUCUUGAGUCAGCAUUAAACCUGUUUCAUCUACAACUGACAAACGAGGUUAACAGCGCGGGCGCAGGCACGUCGGUGUGUUUGUGUACAGACGGGCAGCUUCACAUCCGCCAAGUGAUUCACCCUGAGGCCGCAAGCAAGAACAUCCUGGUCCCGGACUGUUUCUAUUCUUUCUUUGACCUUCGGAAAGAGUUCAAGAAGCACUUCCCCACGUCUGACCUCAAGGCUUUGAAUGUACACAUCAUGGCAGAGUCUCUUAGUAUACCUGUUGAUGUUCCCUCCAUGUGGGAUCCUUCAGCCACACUGGAUCCGUCAGUCACAUUGCCUGCAGAAACAGCAGUGCAGCAGGUUGAGAUCAUGGCCAGCAUUGUCCUUGCCCUACUUUCUGAGCCAUUUUGCCAUACGUUUUCUAACCAGGAGAGAGUUAGUGAGAAGUUUGAGACCGGCACUUGUAGUAAGAUGGAGAAAGUGUGCGACAACACGGUGAUCAGAGCCAGAGGGUUGCCAUGGCAGUCGUCUGAUCAGGACAUUGCUCGGUUCUUCAGAGGACUCAACAUUGCCAAAGGAGGGGCUGCAUUGUGCCUUAAUGCUCAGGGGAGGAGGAACGGAGAAGCUCUUGUUCGUUUUGUCAGUGAAGAACACCGAGACCUGGCACUGCAGAGACACAAACACCAUAUGGGCAACAGAUACAUAGAGGUUUACAAAGCAACAGGAGAGGACUUCCUGAAGAUAGCUGGAGGUACCUCCAAUGAGGUAGCAAUAUUCCUGUCCCGUGAGGAUCAGAUCAUAGUGAGGAUGCGAGGUCUUCCUUUCACCGCCACACACGAGCAGGUGCUCACCUUCUUCUCCCCGGGGGAGGGCCUCAAAGAGACGUGUCCGGUCAGCGGCGGGAAGGAUGGCAUCCUAUUUGUCCGCUAUCCAGAUGGCCGUCCCACUGGCGAUGCCUUUGUUUUAUUUGCCUGUGAGGAACACGCCCAGUGUGCUCUGAGAAAACACAAGGAAAUCCUGGGGAGAAGAUAUAUUGAGCUGUUCAAAAGCACAGCAGCAGAGGUCCAACAGGUGUUGAACCGGUACUCAUCGGCCCCUCUGAUCCCCGUGGCCCCUGCUCCCUUGGUGUCAAUGCUGCCCGCAGUGUCUCUCCUGCCCCCUCCUGGUAGUAUGAGGGACUGCCUGAGGCUGAGGGGGCUGCCAUACACAGCGAACAUAGAAGACAUCCUCACCUUCCUGGGCGAGUUUACACACGAUAUCAGACCACAUGGCGUGCACAUGGUCCUCAACCAGCAGGGUCGUCCAUCAGGUGACUGCUUCAUCCAGAUGACCUCAGCAGAGCGGGCACUUCAGGCCUCACAGCGGCUCCACAAGCAUGUGAUGCCCAGCCAGCGUGGGCCCAACAACCGCUAUGUGGAGGUGUUUCCCUGCAGUGCUGAGGAGAUGGGCCUGGUGCUGAUGGGAGGCUCACUCUCACACACACAUACACACACACACAACCGGACCAGGAGUGGGACAGGGCUCAGCCCGCCGCCAUGUAAGUCCAGACGUUUAUCUCCACCAUCCUACUCCUUCACCCCUGCUCCACCUGUCCUGCCCACAGAAGCUGCUGCUGCCCUCUACCCUCCCAUGGGUCAGGUGUUGCUGGCCCCGCGCCCACUGCCACCAGGACAUGCCUACUACCCUGCUUCAGCUCAGCUAUACAUGAACUACGCAGCAUACUACCCCAGUCCACCUGGCUCACCUACCACUUUAGGUUACUUCCCCUCCCCCUCCUCCCUCCUCCUCCCCAGGGGGUUGGUGCGCAUGCCAGGUCUGACCUACAACAGCAACGGAGUCAAAGAACUCAUUAAUGCAAUGCAGGGAUACCCGUAUGCCCCCGAGGAUGCUCUCAUGCACGCCCACGGGCAUGUGCAUGCUCACGACCCGGCUGGGACAUUGCUUACACAGCCCAAAGAAUGGGUGUGUAUUUCAGGUGUCUGAGGCAGGUGGCAGAGUCCCGCGGAGUCCGUUUCUCUCCUGAGCAGCAGUCUGAUUGGUCAGUCCAGCAGAGGUGAUGCUCCUCUCAUGUCCCUCCCCGCUCUCAUGACCAAGCCGGGGGGGCAGUACCUGGACCUGACCCUGCUGUAAGGUCACAAAUAUGCAAAGGUCAUGUGACAACUUGGUGUCAAAGACUUGUAAUGUAUUUUUAGGUUUUUAAAAUAGUCUUUUAGAUGUGUUAUUUAUAUCUAUAAGAACAGAAAUUAAUGUAUUUUAUACCAAAAUCAUUGUGGCCCUAGCCAAAAAUAGCAGUUUUGUCUUAUAUUGCACAGUGUAUUUUAAAAGCUUUAUAGAGAUUUUUUUAACAUGUUAUGAUAUUAUAAUCACUAUAUGACCCAGUAGAAACCAAGAUAAAUCUUUUCCUUAAGCUUCUCUGUGAAGAGUGAAAGUGUGUGUGUGAGUGCGUUGUAGUGUGAAAGACAUGAAAAUGAGUAUUAUGCAUGUCUGUGUUGAUACGUCGUGAUAGUUAAUCUGUUCAUGCAAUACGUUUUAUGUGUUUAUAUACAUUUGAUACAGUACAUAGUGAUUGUAUUGGAAGCUUUAGUGCAUGAAGAAGUUAGUAGUAAAACUUUAAGAUGUUUACAUAAUGCCAAAUAUCAAUGCACUGCUAAUCAAUAAGACUACUAAUGAAUAUAAUAGCAGUAUCUUUAAAUGAUAGCAUAUAUGUUACACUGUGAGUUUGUCAAAUAGUCUGGUCCUUGCAUCAGGCCUUACUUACAAAAAAUGUGACAUCUCACGCUAAAGCCCCUGUUUCCAUAGUGUGUAAUGCCAGUGGUGUCUUGCCUUUUGUUUUGGACUCACAUCUGAACAGAGGACAGUCCUAGUUCUCUGUAACCUAACCACAGGGUUACAUUCUUCAAAAGGACUCAAGUCACAUGUUCUCAGCUUACUGAGUGAAUCUCAGGAGCCAGAGGUGGUUUCUGACCGAUUUUAAUACAUAUUCAACUCCGCUAAGACAGCAAAGAUUUAUCAGUCCAUCACACUUUCCUUGUCUUCUCACCACCAUCUAUGUUGGGGGAAUGCAGUGGAGCUAACAGGUCUCCCUCCCUUCUCUUUUAACUAUAUCAUUUGCAGAUUAGAUGGAAGGUUGAGGAGGAAAGGAAAUAAUGAAGGACACCUCCAACAUGUAUCUUGUGAAUUUAAUUGUCGUUUGUGCCCUGCAAAGUUGCUCUUUGGGCUCCAUUUUGCUGUACGCACAUCUACAGUAGGACUUCCCUCUCAGGACGUCCCGCUGUGGUAAUGCUGGAAAAAAAUAAAAUAAACAUAACCUGUGAAGUC
Dicentrarchus labrax (European seabass) is the source of this 3805-nucleotide messenger RNA. It is a transcript of the gene esrp1, whose product is annotated as epithelial splicing regulatory protein 1. Gene Ontology annotation, molecular function: mRNA binding. The transcript has 16 exons. Gene Ontology annotation, cellular component: ribonucleoprotein complex; nucleoplasm. Bases 233 to 2470 code for a protein of 745 amino acids. The record is from RefSeq and is a predicted model, not a curated record. Lineage: Eukaryota; Metazoa; Chordata; Actinopteri; Moronidae. Gene Ontology annotation, biological process: regulation of RNA splicing.